CCGGCAGGUCGCUUUGGCUGGAAACUCUGGAAGUAAGCCAAAGGAAAGUGAAGUUCCUGGCGCUAGCGCGUGUCCUGCUCCGAGAGCCCGGCGCUAGCGCAUUCUUCGUGCAGUUAUUGGCUGGGACUCUGUGUGCCGCUGUCGGCCAAUGAAGACGCUGGAGAUCUGGCCCCGGCCCGUCCCCUUUCGGCGCCCCGGGAUGAGGCAGAGACUGAACAGUCGGCGAGCAAAUCAGCGGCAUCCAGAAAGCCAUGUCGGACUCGGCGCCCAGCGCCGGAGCGCUAACCCGCUGAAAGUUUCUCAGAAAAUCGCCAGGACAAUCUGGACCCCGCGGAGAGGAACUGCUUUUGAGUGAGAUGGUCCCAGAGGCCUGGAGGAGCGGACUGGUAAGCACCGGGAGAGUGGUGGGAGUUUUGCUUCUGCUUGGUGCCUUGAACAAGGCUUCCACUGUCAUUCACUAUGAGAUCCUGGAGGAAAGAGAGAAGGGUUUCUCUGUGGGCAACGUGGUUGCGAACCUCGGUUUGGAUCUCGGCAGCCUGUCAGCCCGCAGGCUCCGGGUGGUGUCUGGAGCUAGCCGAAGAUUCUUUGAGGUGAACAGGGAGACCGGAGAGAUGUUCGUGAACGACCGUCUGGAUCGAGAGGAGCUGUGUGGGACCCUGCCCUCCUGCACUGUAACUCUGGAGUUGGUAGUAGAGAACCCGCUGGAGCUCUUCAGUGUGGAAGUGGUGAUCCAGGACAUCAACGACAACAACCCCGCUUUCCCUACCCGGGAAAUGAAAUUGGAGAUUAGCGAGGCUGUGGCGCCAGGGACGCGCUUUCCGCUCGAGAGCGCGCACGAUCCCGAUGUGGGAAGCAACUCUUUACAAACCUAUGAGCUGAGCCGAAACGAAUACUUUGCGCUUCGGGUGCAGACGCGGGAGGACAGCACCAAGUACGCGGAGCUGGUGUUGGAGCGCUCCCUGGACCGAGAACGAGAGCCCAGUCUCCAGUUAGUGCUGACAGCGCUGGACGGAGGAACCCCGGCUCUCUCCGCCAGCCUUCCUAUUCGCAUCACGGUGUUGGAUGCUAAUGACAAUGCGCCUGCUUUCAACCAGUCCUUGUACCGGGCGCGCGUGCUGGAGGAUGCACCCCCCGGCACUCGCGUGGUGCAAGUCCGUGCCACGGAUCUGGAUGAAGGCCCCAACGGUGAAAUCAUUUACUCCUUCGGCAGCCACAACCGCGCCAGCGUGCGGGAACUAUUCGCCUUAGAUCUUGUAACUGGGGUGCUGACAAUCAAGGGUCGACUGGACUUCGAAGACACGAAACUCCAUGAGAUUUACAUCCAGGCCAAAGAUAAGGGCGCCAAUCCCGAAGGAGCACAUUGUAAAGUGUUAGUAGAGGUUGUGGACGUAAAUGACAAUACUCCGGAGAUCACAGUCACCUCUGUGUACAGCCCAGUCCCCGAGGAUGCCCCUUUGGGGACUGUCAUUGCUUUGCUCAGUGUGACCGACCUGGAUGCUGGCGAAAAUGGGCUGGUGACUUGCGAGAUUCUACCAGGUCUCCCCUUCAGCCUUACUUCUUCCUUGAAGAAUUACUUCACUUUGAAAACCAGUGGAGUCCUGGAUCGGGAGACCGUGCCAGAAUACAACCUCAGCAUUACAGCCCGAGACGCGGGACUCCCUUCCCUCUCAGCUCUUACAACAGUGCGGGUCCAAGUGUCUGACAUCAAUGACAAUCCUCCACAAUCUUCACAAUCUUCCUACAACAUUUAUGUUGAAGAAAAUAAUCUCCCUGGGGUUCCAAUACUAAACCUAAGUGUCUGGGACCCUGAUGCCCCACAGAAUGCUCGCCUUUCUUUCUUUCUCUUGGAGCAAGGGGCUGAAACGGGUCUAGUGGGUCGCUAUUUCACAAUAAAUCGUGACAGUGGUAUUGUGUCAUCCUUAGUGCCCCUGGACUACGAGGAUCGGCGGGAGUUCGAAUUAACAGCUCAUAUCAGCGAUGGGGGCACACCAGUCCUGUCCACCAACAUCAGCGUGAACAUAUUUGUCACUGACCGUAAUGACAAUGCCCCUCAGAUCCUAUACCCCCGGCCUGGUGGAAGCUCGGUGGAGAUGCUGCCUCGAGGUACAGCUGCGGGCCACGUGGUCUCCAGGGUAGUAGGCUGGGACGCAGACGCAGGGCACAAUGCCUGGCUCUCCUACAGCCUCUUGGGAGCCCCCAACCAGAGCCUUUUUGCCGUGGGACUUCACACGGGUCAAGUCAGCACUGCCCGCCCAGUCCAGGACACAGAUUCUCCCAGGCAGACUCUCACAAUCUUGAUCAAAGACAAUGGGGAGCCAUCCCUGUCAACCACUGCCACCUUAACAGUGUCAGUAACCGAGGACUCUCCUGAAGCCAGGGCCGAGUUUCCCUCUGGCUCUGCCCCCCGGGAGCAGAAUAAAAAUCUCACCUUUUAUCUACUUCUUUCUCUAAUUCUGGUCUCUGUGGGAUUCGCAGUCACAGUAUUAGGAGUGAUCAUCUUCAAAGUUUACAAGUGGAAGCAGGCUAGGGACCUAUACCGAGCUCCGGUAAGCUCCUUGUACAGAACACCAGGGCCCUCUUUGCACGCGGACGCCGUGCGGGGAGGCCUGCUACCGCCUCACCUUUACCACCAAGUGUAUCUCACCACUGACUCGCGCCGCAGCGACCCGCUGCUGAAGAAACCUGGUGCCGCCAGCCCGCUGGCCAGCUGCCAGAAUACGCUGCGGAGCUGCGACCCGGUCUUCUAUAGGCAGGUGUUGGGUGCGGAAAGCGCCCCUCCCGGACAGCAAGCCCCGCCCAACACGGAUUGGCGUUUCUCUCAGGCCCAGAGACCUGGCACCAGCGGCUCCCAAAAUGGCGAUGACACCGGCACCUGGCCCAACAACCAGUUUGACACAGAGAUGCUGCAAGCCAUGAUUUUGGCCUCUGCCAGUGAAGCUGCUGAUGGAAGCUCCACCCUGGGAGGGGGUGCUGGCACCAUGGGCUUGAGUGCUCGCUAUGGACCCCAGUUCACCCUGCAGCAUGUGCCAGACUACCGCCAGAAUGUCUACAUCCCUGGCAGCAAUGCCACACUGACCAAUGCCGCUGGCAAGAGGGAUGGCAAGGCCCCAGCAGGUGGCAAUGGCAACAAGAAGAAGUCAGGCAAGAAGGAGAAGAAGUAAUGUGGAGGCCAGGCCUAGAGCCACAGGGCAGCCUCCCUCCCCAAGCAGCCCAGCUUAUCCUUAAGUGUACCCAGGCCUCAGAAUUCAGGGCUCACCCCCAGGAUGCUGGUAGGGGCCAAGGCCAUGCUCCCCUUGGGAAACAGAAACAAGUGCCCAGUCAACACCUCCCCUCUCUGCCCCCAGGGGGUUGAAUAUGCAAAGGGAGUUCUGCUGGGAACCCCCAUCCAAUCAAUUGCUGUACCCAUGGGGGUUAUGGGGUUAGUGUAGACACCAAGAACCAUUUGUCACACCCCCUUUAGUUACAGCUGAACUCCUCCAUCUUCCAAAUCAAUCAGGCCCAUCCAUCCCUGCCCUGCCCCACUUCUUCAAUAGUUCUCUCUUGAGUAAGAUGGUUGGGUCGUAGAGGUACCAGGUGACCUAAAAAGGCUCAUAAUUCUGAGUUGGAAGGGCAUCAUGACCUCUUGGCCUCUCCUUUGAUUCUCAGUCUUCCCCCAAAGCAUGGUUUGGUCUAGUUCCUUCAUCUCCUUCCAGACCUGAGACCAAUGCUCAAGUUUUGGAGGACAUGGUCACCAUCCCCAUGGUACUGAUGCUUGCUGAAUUUAGGGAAAGCAUUUUACUACCAAGCCUCUUCCCAAUGCCCUGGGGACUAGUCUUUUGUUUUGUUUUGUUUUGUUUUUCAUAGUUUGAUGUUCCCACUGCAUGCUGUGACUACCUUAUCCCUCCUCAAAUAAGAGACUCCACUGCAUGUUCCAAGACAGUAUGGGGUAGUAAGAUAAGGAAGGGAAGUGUGUGUGUAUGUAGAUUGUGGGGGAGAGAAUGGUUUGACCCAUUGGUUAUUAGGGUCUUGCAGGAGGCUUGUAUGUCCCCAGGGUACUGACCAGAUCCCCAAAUUCCAGCCAUAAACCAACCACUAGGCUGGACCCUCACCCCCUACAAACAGAGCUUAGCCCAGGCAGCCAGUUUUGGGCUGAGCUACCAGGACCAAUGGAUUUAAACUGGCAUUUCAGACCAAGGAAGCUCUGAGAAGGUUUAGAAUCAGGUCCACUGGAGAGGUCAGAAGGGCUCCUGGAAAUGCGGGGUACUUCAGAGGUGCUUCUGGUAGAAGGGUCAUUGGAGCCCCAGCAGGAAGGGAUAGCUAGCUGGGACCUUCUUAGUCCCCAGGAGGCAAGGGACCAAGCGGACAGAAAGUCUCAGCCCAGGAUGGGGCGUCUCCAAGGGGUCCCUGCACUUCUCAAGCCUCAGUCCUUCACUUUGCCAGGUGCCAUUUCUUCUCUGUGAAGGCCACUGCCCAGGCCCCCAGUCCGCACCCCCGUGGCCAGAGCCUGGUUAAAGUUCCCCAGUGCCUCCUUGUGCAUAGAACUUCCGCUCCCCACCCUCUUUUACCCCCUGGGUCCGCUUCAUCCAGCGGGGCUGCCAGAGAUCCCCAUCCCAGCCCUGACAGUAGAGUACAGUCCUCUCCCCCUUUCGGCUGGUGUAGAAUAGCCAGUAGUGUAGUGCGGUGUGCUUUUUACGUGAUGGCGAGUGGGCAGCGGGCGGCGGGCUCCACGCAGCCGUCUGUCCUUGAAUCUGCCUGCGACGGCCCGUGCUGUGUUUCGUGCUGUGUCCACGCGCUGCGGCGACCCCCUCCCCCUUACUGACUCCUCUAAGCGCUUCUCUUCGCAUAGUCACGUAGCUCCCACCCCACCCUCUUCCUGAGUCUCACGCAAGUUUUAUACUCUAAUAUUUAUAUGGCUUUUUUUCUUCGACAAAUAAUAAAAAGGUUUCUUCUGAAA
Otolemur garnettii (small-eared galago) is the source of this 4933-nucleotide messenger RNA. Its product is annotated as protocadherin gamma-C4. Gene Ontology annotation, cellular component: plasma membrane. Gene Ontology annotation, biological process: homophilic cell-cell adhesion. The transcript is spliced from 4 exons. Lineage: Eukaryota; Metazoa; Chordata; Mammalia; Primates; Galagidae. Bases 357 to 3161 code for a protein of 934 amino acids. The record is from RefSeq and is a predicted model, not a curated record. Gene Ontology annotation, molecular function: calcium ion binding.